Messenger RNA from Penaeus vannamei (Pacific white shrimp), 3216 nucleotides. NCBI's taxonomy places the organism in Eukaryota, Metazoa, Arthropoda, Malacostraca, Decapoda, Penaeidae. The record is from RefSeq and is a predicted model, not a curated record.
AUACCAUUUAUAUUACUAUUAUACUUGCAGAAACAAGAGACAAGAUAUUGCUCAUCAGUUUCACCCUUCUCACUUUUUGCUUCUUUGGAAUCUUCAUUAGAGGUAAGUACAUCUUGAUUGUUCUCCAGCAUGGCUACCCUAUUUGUGGAUUGAUUAUAAUUCCUUAAUGUCCCAACUACUCUCGUUCAGCUAUAACUGCACCCCUCCCCUCCAGACACAUGUAUGUAUUUAUAUUCAUAUAAAUAUAAAUAGAUCUACUAUUGUAUACGUCUUUAUUAAUUGUGAUAUGUAUUUUAUUUUUUAUACACUAAUUGUGUGUAAUUGCCUUAUAAUUCAUAAUUGUCCCAAAUGCUCGCUUAUCUAUUUUUUCCACACACACACACACACACACACACACACACACACACACACACACACAGACACACUCAUUUAUAUUCAGACACAUGCACAUACAAAUACAUGUAAAAAUAUACAUGAAAUACUGCGUUAAUUUAUUGCAUAUUUCAGAAAGAGUGAGUCGAAGGACCUGCAAAAGGAGGAUCUUCACCAUGGAUGAAGAAGGACGAGUCUCUGGACUUCAAGGAUUUCGAGACUUCUUGAAUAACAUCACCCAUGGGUUACAUCAAUGCCAGUUUCCCACUCUGUACAGUUCUCGCGUUUUCCUUCAGCUGGAUUUUCCUGUUAGUUGCUGGGCAUUCUCGUCUGUUGUGGGUUGGAGAACGGUAACAGUGCUUUGUUAUAACGAAAAUGGCUCACUCCAACAAACAGACUUUCUGGGAAGAUUCCAGUAUGGGGUCCGAUGACGAUCGACGUGAUGCCGAAUUCUACUCGGUGUUCAGCUCAUCUGUGGAUUCUUUGGACGAUGGCGAGGGUGGAUAUUCCAGUGGAGGGGACGACGACAGGGAAAUUAAUCUUCAUCCUGAGGUAGACCUCAAUGAAGAUCUCGCUUAUUUGCUUCUUGUGGAAAACGAGAGGCAAAGGGACCAGCCUCAUGAGACAGAGGAAGAUGAAUAUACAGAGAAUCUAAUUAGUUUUCUUGAAUCUCUUGAAAAUGAGUAUCUACAGGAAUCAUCUCCCGAUUGUUGGGCCGAUGACGAAGCUUCCACAAGCCAGCAUGUGAGUGGAGAGGAGAAUGAGGAGGAGUUACCUCAUGGGGAAAAUCGGAUGGAAACUCAUCUUCGGGGGUCGCCUCCGCAUUGCUCGGCCGAUGACGCUUCGACAAGCCAGCAGGCAGGCGUAGAGGAACAUGUGGGGGAAUUGCCUCAUGAGGGAAAUAAGGGGAAAAGGAAACUUCCUCACGAAUCAGAUGAUGAGGAUGUCGACAUUUUACCCAUUUUGGAUAAGAAGAGGAAACUGGCCCAGGCUAAUGAAAAUUUCACUGAAGGAUCGCCUGCGGGUUACUGGGACAUUAACGAUUCCAGAAGCAAGCAAACGCGUGGAGAGGACAAUGAGGGGGAAAAGAAGGUUCCCCCGGAUGAAGAUAACGAUAACAUCCAGCCCAAGCUGGAUUAGAUAGAAGUCGUGUACUGUAUUCUAAAAGCCUUCCUGUUACAGAAGUAUAUGGAAGGGGAAACUUGAUGAAAUGUAAACCAGAAAUCUUAUACAGAUCUCUUGGGACACACUUGAAUAUGAAUUAUUCAAACUUUGGCAUUAUGAAUUUAAGACUUGCAUAUCGUAUAGGAAGUUUAAGCCGUCCAUUGGUAGUGUAUAAAAGUCAUUGUUCGUCGUGAAUGCUUAUUGGCUGGCGAACGAUUUAUGGAAAAAUGUAACACCUCAUUUCAAACAUACUCAAAACUUGUCUAGAGACUCUCCCUUCCUCCCUCCAUCUCUCAAUUUGGUUAUCAAAAGAGUUGAUAGCUUAUUAGAACAGCUAUUUUUCAUGGAAAAAAGACUGCAUAUUACACACACUCAGAUGAGCUCAAGGAGCACAAAGUACAUAUAUAAUUCAAUACUUUAUUUUGUUGUAGUGAUAUUUUUUGUAAGUGUUGACUUCUUUCUAGCUAUGGAGGAGAGAGUUCUAACCCCAGUAACACCAUGGACAUGCAUUGGCCUGUUAAAGUAACAAUUUUCCCUCUAUAUUGGCAAUAUACAAAAUUCUAAGUAAUGAAUUGUGACAUUGUGUGUUUGAAAUGUGACACCAUAAAAAAUGGUUGGUUUCUUUGUUCUCUAGAUGCAGAAUGACCUGGAAUUAUAUCUGUUGUAAAACAUAGGCACAUCUAGGUCUUUCAAUUGGUGUGUGUGGUACGUCUCUAACAACAAAUUUCAGCUUUGUAAGGGCAGAGCUUAAAAGAAUGAUGUAAAAUAGCCUAAAGCUGAAGGCCUGAAAUCUCCUAAGCAUUGUAAAAAAAAAUCAGCCACUUUGUGUCUUUUCUUGCUUUACGAAAGACGGCUUAACUUAUUUAGUUUACGAUUUCAAGAAAUUUAUCUGGUUAAGAAAUGUAAGAAAUUUGCAUAUUAGUGUUUCUUGAUUUUGUUCUACAAGGCAGAAUAUAUAAUGUAUUUGUUGGUUUUGGAAACUAGGUUAACGUUCUUACAUCAAUGAUAUUAUGUUUUAGGUUAUGGCAUGUCUCUUAAGUAAUUUAUACUAUAUAUAUCUUAAAUAUUUUAUAGUUGAUAUUAUAUUUAUAUCAUGUAAUAGUUUGCCUGUUGUUUUGACCUUUCUUGGUAAGCCCAUUUAAAGUGUUGUGUGUGUGUGAAGGAACAUGGUGGACGGGAACCUUGUGCUAAUUUUUGGAUUAAGGAAUUAUUUCUAGAUUUGUGUGUAACUAUAUAAGGGAAUAAGUAAUAGAUUUGAUUUUCAUGUUUAAGAAGUAUAUUAGGUAAACUGGAAGUAAGGAAUAAUGGAUUGUAUAUGAGGUUUUAUUUUUAAGUUCAAGAGUAUAUGAAUUUGGCUUAGAUAAAUAUCGUGUUACACGAUGAUUAAGUCUGUUAAUUCCCUCUGCAGUGUAGGAAUUGCUUUGAGCUUGUAUAAUAGGGGUUAAUACAAGUAUGUAAUAGUUAACCCCUUUGCUUUGAUUUAGUAAUUGUUUGAUGCUAUUGAUCUAGUAUGUGCUUGAUUAAGCUUAUUCUGACUAUUUUUUUAUAUGUACUAAUUUACUUAUUGGUUUUUAAAGAAAUGUUUUCAAAUGUUUUGUUACUGCCAUAUUAAUUUGUCCUAGUGGGUUUGCAUAUUGGCUGUAUAAUCUUAGUCAAUUAAUAAAUGUAUACAUUUAAAAA